Molecule: messenger RNA, 2166 nt
Organism: Plasmodium gallinaceum
Lineage: Eukaryota; Apicomplexa; Aconoidasida; Haemosporida; Plasmodiidae
Product: RING zinc finger protein, putative
Exons: 1
Coding region: 1-2166 (721 amino acids)
Source: RefSeq, a predicted model, not a curated record
AUGAGUGAAUAUAUAUUUGGAUCUUUUCUAAGUAGAUUAGAUAAUAUAAGGUAUAAUUUAUUAAAUAUAUUUAAUGACAUUAAACUUGAUGAUAAUUAUAUAAGGAAUAUUAGAUUAAAUAUAAGAAGAAAAUUUGAUAUAUUAAUUGAUAAAUGCUUACCAUCAAAAAUAAUAGAAGAUAAACGAUUUAUAGUAUUAAUUGAAAAAAAAAAGAAUUACGAUCAUUUUCGUUGUCCUAUAUGUAUGUUAAUAUUAUAUAAGCCAGUGAAAACAAAAUGCUCACAUAUAUUUUGUAAGGAAUGUAUAGAAAAAGUUUUAAAGAAAUUUGAUUAUUGCCCUAUGUGUAGAAACAAUAUAAAAUAUGUUGAAUUAGAAAAUGUAAGUAUAAAUUUUUUAGGAAGUGAAUAUGAAAAUAUAAAGAUAAGAUGUGUAAAUUGUAGAAAUAUUACAACAAUAAAAAAUUAUGAAAAUCAUUUACUAAAUGAAUUAAGAAAUAAUUAUAAUAGUAAUUACAAUGAUAUAAAUAAUGAUAAUAAUAAUAAUACUACUACUACUACUACUAAUAAUAAUAAUAGUAAUAACAAUAAUAAUAAUAAUAAUAAUAAUAAUAAUAAUAAUAAUAUUAAUACCACUACUACCACUACUACUACUACUACUACUACUAGUAAUAAUAAUAAUAUUAAUAAGAUAAGUAAUAAUAAUAAUAAUAAUUCUACCACUUCUGGUAAUAAUAAUAGUAAUUAUAAUGACAUUAAUAAUAAUCAAAAUAAUAAGAAGAAUUUAAAUACGCAUAGAAAUAAUUUUCAGGAAGUUAGUAAUUCGUGUAUUAAGAAUUUAGAUUUUUUUUUUAAUAGAAAAUUAAAAAUAGAAGAAAUGAAUGAAUUAAUAGAAUUUCUAUAUCAAAAUGGGUUAAAUAGUACUAUACAAAGUUUUCAUCUUAUAUAUGGAGAAAAAAGAAAUGAUGAAUAUUUGUAUGAAAAUAGACAAAUAGAAGAAAUAGUUUGUGAGACUUUUCUUAUUGUAAAAGUUAAAAAAAAAAAAUUAAAAGAAAAAGUUGCUUCUUAUAAAUAUAAUAGUUUAUAUAAUGAUAAGAAAUUAUCAAAAAGUUAUAUAAAAAAGGGUUCUUUAUGUUAUAAUAAUAAUAGAAAAUACGAAAAAAAAGUUACCAACGCAUAUAAUACAGUUUAUAACAGAGGGUCAUAUAUAUUUGAAGAUUAUAAAUUAUAUCAAGAAAAAAUGAUAAAUAACAAUAAAGAUAAUAAAUAUAUAUUUUUUCUCUUAGAAUAUAACUCAGAAAAUUUAUUUUUUACUUUAUUUAACAAUUUUCCAAAUAUAAAAAAUUUACAUAAGAUGAAAUUAGUAAUUUAUAAAAAAAUAAAAGAUGAAUCACAGAAUAAUUAUAAAGUAAAUGAGUUAAAUGAAUUUCUUUCCACAUUAAAAAAAAAAAAAAAUUCAAAAACAUUUCAUAAAUAUUUUUAUAGUUCUUUUCAUUUAUUUCAUGAUAUUAUCUUCUCAUAUAUAAAAAAUGGUUAUUUUUUAAAAGAGAAAGAAUAUCGUUUUAAAAAUAAAUAUAUAAGAGAUUAUGAAUUAUUAUUUAUAUUUUUUUAUUUAAAAUAUGAAUAUAAUAUCCCUAGAAAUUUAGAAUAUCAUUUAUUGUAUUCUGAAGAAUUUAUAACAAAAAUUUUAAAAAAUGAAGUAUGUGAUCGUUUUGUUUUCGUAAGUAAUAUCUAUACUUAUAAGCCAGAUGACAAUGAUUAUAAUGACAGGAAUGAUGGAUAUAAAAAUACUCAUAUAUAUAAAAAUAAAAAGGAUGAUAUAAAUAUGCAUUUAAUAUUAAAAAUACAAAAUGGAAAAUUAAAAAGUGAAUUAAAUGACAAGGAGAAAUUGAAAAAAAAACCUUUUUUAAAUAAUAUAGAAAAUUAUUAUGAUAUAAAUGAUAUCUGUUAUUUUAUUUUUUCGUAUUCUUCAAAUGGUUUUCAUUGGGAUGUUAAAAAAUCAGUAAACUUUCUAAUUAACAAAAAACUAGAAUAUAAAUCAAUAAAAGUAUUUUUUGACAUUGAUAAAUUAAUACUUUUUUUUUGUCAUAUAAGAAAUAAAAAAUACAAUCCAAUUUUAUGGAAUUCUAGGAAAUUUUUACAAUAUAUGUUAAAUUUUUGCUGUGACUAA